Molecule: messenger RNA, 2940 nt
Organism: Oncorhynchus kisutch (coho salmon)
Lineage: Eukaryota; Metazoa; Chordata; Actinopteri; Salmoniformes; Salmonidae
Product: HAUS augmin-like complex subunit 6
Exons: 16
Coding region: 320-2695 (791 amino acids)
Biological process (GO): spindle assembly
Cellular component (GO): mitotic spindle microtubule; HAUS complex
Molecular function (GO): microtubule binding
Source: RefSeq, a predicted model, not a curated record
AGCAUCCGGCUAAUUCUUUUCUUCUUGAAAUAUUUGGCGGUUUGAAGAAGACAUUCUUCGAAGUUGGCAUGCGUAAUGUCGAGUAACUACAUAUGUAUGGUGUACAUGCUUUAUUUUUUACGGCAAUUGUAUUUGUAUCAUUUGUUGGAAUUCGACGACGGUAACGUUAGUUACUAUCGCUAGCUAUGUUCGCUUUCUGCCCAACUAACUAGACAAUUUAGUUAGCUACCGUUAAUUUAGUUGCAUCGUAUGUUUCAGUCUUCUGCUAGCUAGCAGUUGGAUCACUUUUAGAUCUCAAAACUGUCAGCUUGCUGGAAGAAUGUCGACUCUUCAGAGAACGAACGGUAAAUAUCUAUGGUGGUCUCUUGUGGGUCUUGGAUUUCAACCCGAAGUCGCAGCAUCAUCAGGAGCCAGCAAAGCCAAUGUUAAACACAUCAUUCUUGGACCCAAUAUGUUUGACAAACCAAACAAGGACGCAUUCUACAUAGUUACCCAUUUCCUGUUAGAAAAACUCAACCCCGCACGCUUCCACGAUGCAUACAGGCAUUGCUGGCCAGUGUUGGACCACAAAGCAGAUGCCGAAUUCCGUAAGGUGACCUGUGCUUGGCUGCGAGAUCUAAUGGAUGAGCAGGGGAGCACAGUUCCCAAAGUGGUGGCGUCACUAUUCCUCUCGCCUGGUGGACCCAAGUUCGUCAACCUUAUGCUCCAUCUAGCCAAUCAUGUCAUGUUGCAUGAUAUGAAGACAUUUUCAACAGAUGGCACGUGGGUCCCAGAGGCAGCGGCAGCCCCUGCCUCUUCUGUGGAAAUGGCGCUGAAGCGGUUUCAGCUGGUCAAGACCAGAUUCCUGAGAGGAGCUGUGGAACAGGACCUGAUGCUGCAGGAGUACCAGAGACAGGCCCAGUCUCGAGUGAAGUCUUUGAGAGAUUGGAGGGCUGAAGACGCAAAGUAUGAUGAUUUGCAUAAGCGUCACAAGAAAGUUGAACAGGAGGCAACCCCUCAAGCUGACAAGAUUCAGAAGGUGCGCUCCUUGUGGUCGUCCAUGGACGGAGUGCUGUCCACCCUGGAGGAGGAGCGGCGGGUGGUGGAAAGUGUCAUCAGGGGAGAUGUGGACCAGUACACCCUGGACGGGACGGACCUUGCCCUCAAAAUCCCCCGGGUUCUGCUAGAGCGGAUAGAGCAGUUAUCCCACCUGUCGAGUGUGGGCAGUGUUUACGAGGCAGGACAGCUGAACAUCCUCCGUAUGCUGGAGCUGCUCCACCAGGCUCUGGUCCUCCUAGGGGCGGAAAGGACCCGGGUGGCAGGACACACCCCCAUUGCCCAGCUCCACCCCUUGCACCUGCAGGAGAGGAACCUACAGAUGGCCCGCGCCAUGGAGGAUCUCCGAGUCAUGAGGAAGAGGAUUUCAAAGGAAGAAAUUCCCGAGGUGAAGAGCCUCAUCAGAAAGUUGGAGGCGGAGUGGGACCGGAAGUGGGCGGACUGUUUGAAACGCACGCCACUGACCUCGUUCCUCAAUGAGGAUCCUGCCCUGGAAUUUCUGUUCCCCAUGGCUCCUCUGUCCUUUGAGCCUGCCACCGAUGCCAGCUUCAAAUCCAGCAUCUUCUCUCAGUAUCCGGCCAAUCUACCCGAAUUUCCUGAGGAGAAGCCUGUGGCGACUGACUCUGUUCCAAUGGAGACCGUUACCACAAUGGAUUAUACCCUCAAAAGCCUCUACCCUCCAGCUGUUGAGAUGAUUGCAUCUCUUCCUAGUGUGGACAUUUUCCCACUGACUCCCCUCCCUGCACUUUGUGAAUCUCCUCUGGCUGUCCCUGCCAAAGCUCCCUCACCAAGCCACCUGCCGGCCAGUGUAAGGAAGACUCCUUGUGUGUCUGCAGUGAAGAAAAAGGCUCAGAUCCUUGACUCUGAGUUGGACAACUUAGCAAAUCAGUUUGCGGAGGCUGUGACCCCCAGCCCUGGCAACAUAAGUUUACGAGGACUUGAGCUGGGAGACAUACUCGGUACUCUUGGCGAAGACCCUUUCUCCACCAGGAAGCAGAUUCCACGCACCCCAGAGAGUUUGAUUUCGGAUGUGAAGAGUUCCUGGCGAAGGGCGGUGGAGGAAGAGGAGGCUCAGAAGGCCUGCCUGUCUGCUACAUUUGACUGCGACAACAUCCGUGGGUGCCUCAUGCCCCUCAGCGAGGUACAUGAGGCCUCCCUUGGCCACGACUUUUCCUCCCUGAACACAAGCCUGGAUCCCACCAGGUUCAGCAUCAACCAAGAGGUGUUCCCAGAGCAGUACAGUAUAGAUCAGGAGACACUUCCCGAGCUGCCGGGCAACGACAGCAGCCUCCUGACCUCCAUUAACUCCAGGGACAUAUCCAACACCGAGGAGGAAGAGCUGCUCCUCCCCCACAUCCCCUAUCUCCCCACAGAGACUGAGCCAGCCCUGCUGGAUGCACGCAGGCGUUUGGAGAAGAUCCAGAAGGCUUUUGGAGAGGCCUCCUUCAUGGACCACCGCCAGGGGGCGCCAGAUGACAAGAGGAGCCUGGACGCCAGAGACUGGCUGAUGGCAGCAACACUGGAGACCUCAGCCACAGUGGAAGUGACGGACAAGGUCUUUUCCCUGGAUCUGGACACUCUAGAGAGCCCCUCACCGCCAAGAACAGGGCAGUAUAACCUCCCGCAACUGUUCACAUUCUCCCCCAUAGAUGACCUGUAGUGUCUACAUUAUAUAUUUUCUGAGCAGUCUUCUAGUUUCUUACUUUUUCACAAUUAAGGCUAACUAAUUUCAAUGCACAUGCAAUUAAAAUAUUUGUACAUAUGUGUGCCAAUCUAACAUGGUCUGAAACUAACAUAGAAACAAGUUUUAAAUAUUUUUUUAUGUCUGAGAUGACAUAUGAUGGGUGAGAAUAAACAAACAUGAAUUGUAUAUUGUUGAAUGAAUUAAAUUGUUACCAAUGUCAA